This is a messenger RNA of Biomphalaria glabrata, 2885 nucleotides long. RefSeq lists its product as uncharacterized. Gene Ontology annotation, cellular component: extrinsic component of cytoplasmic side of plasma membrane. NCBI's taxonomy places the organism in Eukaryota, Metazoa, Mollusca, Gastropoda, Planorbidae. The coding region runs from base 593 to 2584 and encodes 663 amino acids. Gene Ontology annotation, biological process: cell differentiation; innate immune response; protein phosphorylation. The record is from RefSeq and is a predicted model, not a curated record. The transcript is spliced from 15 exons. Gene Ontology annotation, molecular function: non-membrane spanning protein tyrosine kinase activity; ATP binding; signaling receptor binding.
AAACAUGGAUACGAUAUUUAUACCUCAAUGUUCAUCAUCUCCUGUAUGCAAGGAGAAACUGGAACUUCUGUCGAAGCUUCUAGACGCCAAAGGUUUAAAAGUAUUUUAUGAGUCAAUUGUUGGCUCCAAAGUUAUAGAUUUGGAACAAAAAUUAACAACAUCGUCCUUGACAAUUUUGCACAAAUGUCCCAAGUUUUGGAAUUUUAUAGAUAAAAAUAAAAUAGACAUACUUUUAAAAGAGAAAAAAGACUUGUAUCAAAAAGUUUCUUGUGUUUAUUUCGAUGGCAUUUCUGAUCCAAUUGUCGAUGACAGCUCACGCGUACGUUUUCAAGAUUUUUUUGGUGAUCUAUACCUUCAAGAGAUCUUCACAGAUUCCGACCUUAAGACAUAUGUCGACAACAUUUCAGCACUUUUAAGAAAUGAAGCGAAGCAUAGUGACACUGUAGUCCGUUUAUCAACUUUCUCCAUGCCAAACAACAUUGCGAGCGCCACAUUUGAGGAUCAUAUUUCAGAUGUAUAAGAAUUAUGUCAAUUGAUUCAGCAUAUAAGAGAGUCAAGAAUAGACUAUUACAAUACGGAGGAAGGUCAACUAAUGCCAAACGACUCAGAAUAUGCAACUGUCAGGGUGUACGAAAAAGUAUCAGAGUAUGAUCAAAAGUCAAUCCUUCUAUUUGACUUUGAUAGGCUGUCGUCCCUUGAAGAACUAAGAGCCCACAUCAAUUAUGUUUUGAAAACUAGCGAUAGUGUUAAAAUACAAAUUAAUCUGAAGUUUUUAAAAUAUACGGUAUUGCCAGCUAUUUACGACCGAGAAAUGAUACAUGGACUUUGUACCUUAGCAACAUGCGAUAAUCUAGACCUUCAAAAACAUGCACACAAUUUUGCAGAGCGUCUGCUACUAAAAGAGAAGUUUGACUCUUCGUAUUCCGGCAUUUCUAUACUGGUCAAGUUGAAGACAAUGCUGAUAGAGUCAAUAGAAUUGAUGAGUCAGGACAAAAGCUUUGAUCCAAACAAGAAAGAGCUUAUCAAAAGAAAAUGUUUACUUCUGUACUGGGUACAUCUAGACAUUGUGUUACAAGCUAGGAGACAAGAAGAUCUUGGAGAUGUCAAUCUCAAAUUGAGCAGAUCACAAGAGCAGAAAGAGCCAAUCAAGAUGUUUUUCUCAUCCACUAAUAAAUAUUUAAGCUUGUCAUUUGAUGAAGCAAGGCAGUUCCAGAAAGAUGUGCUUCAGUGGAAUGUUCAGGAUGAAACUAUCGUAGUGGGUCAAAAAGAAUACAAACAAUUUUACAGCAUCGUCGAUCUGUUGAAGCAGAUGUUUAAAAUUCAAAAUUCUGGAGAUCGCAUAUUAAAUUGCUUAAAGAAUCUGGAGAGCUAUUUACUGACCAAGACAGGUAUCCGGAGACAGAAUGUUUCACCUCUUUGUACUGAGCUUAUUAAACAAGGAACACUCCAGUUGCUGACAUACAUUUCAAAUUUAGAAGAACGAUGUCUUAAACAGAAUAUAACAGCAAUAUGUCAAAAGGUCCUGGAUAUACUUCGCAUUUGCAAACGAAACGGCACUUUAGAGAUAACAAGAACCCUAAGAAGUUUGGUGUUUAGUCCUAAGAAGGAGGUACGCUCACUUGCUUUGCAAUUUUUCGAUGGAAAGAAUGAGUUCCAAAAGUCAAUUGAAUUAUUGUUCUUGGAAGAAGUGCAAGAGUAUUUUCCAGCAUUGAGAAUACAUCAUAAAUUAACGCCUCGUACAGAGCAUAUGAACUACUGGCUGAAUAUUUCGGGCAAAUUUAUGAAAUCUAAAUUUAGAGCAAGUGUGUACAUCCCUUUGAAAGAAAACCUGAUUACGUCCAACAGAACCAAGUUUGAAGACAAAAAAGAUUUACUGAAAGAAAGACAUAUUCAGAUAUUAUGUAGACUACAUCACCCGAAUAUUGUUACCUUGUAUGCAUUUAAUAUGGACUGUAUGCCAGAAUUUUACAUACAGGAACAGAGCAGUGAAGAGAAUUCUAAAAAUUUGCAGCAAUACUUAGUCAACAAGAGUCAGAACAAUAACAAUGUCUGUACAACAAAAACGCUAAUACAGUUCUUAUUGGACGCUGCUGCAGCUGUGAAAUUUUGCCAUGACAAGAACAUUAUUCUUCGAGAUAUCACAGCAGCAAGUUUCAUUGUCGUGAAUAAAAAUUCUGUCAAGUUGUCCAAAUUUAGAUUGGCAAUAGAUCUUGCUGGAAAAAUGCAAAUUAAACAAAACAAUGUUGACUAUAAUCAAGUACCCACAAGAUGGAGUGCACCAGAAUCUCUGCUUCGGUUAAUUUGGUCAAAGCUUUCAGAUGUUUGGAUGUUUGGAAUGUUGAUGUUUGAAGUCCUAACACAUGGGGUACUUCCUUUCAGUCACAUCAAACUUAAGGAUGAGGACUGGUUACGCCAUUUGUCUAGGUCCUCAAUUAAAGUAAAGCACGAAGGUUGCUUGUCUGUGAUACAAUAUGAAGUCAUUCUACAAUGCACCGAUUACGACACAACGAAAAGACCGACGAUGUCAGAACUAGAAAAGUCAUUAAAUAUACAGUUCCAAAAUGGUAAACAAACAUCUUCUUAAUUGAAAGAUAUAAAACAAAGAACAAUUUACUAAUUAUUGCAAAUGAUGACGUUAUAAUCAAGUCAAAUCUUCUGCUUUAUCCAGAAAGAUCUUCAUUUUAUUGGAUGAAGUAUCCAGAUCUGAAAAGUCAAGAACACAAACCUUCCACGAAACAUCGAAAAGUACAACUUCGUUUUUACUUUCAAUGUUAGGUUCUUAUAGUUUUUCAAUUAGAAAGAAGAUUAUUUCUGAUGUUAAUAACUUUUUCUAUAUUGUUUUGGUUACAUCUAUUAAUUCUGUUUCGUUUUUCUACGUUUUAGAA